This is a messenger RNA of Manduca sexta (tobacco hornworm), 564 nucleotides long. RefSeq names its product nuclear pore complex protein NUP98A-like. Lineage: Eukaryota; Metazoa; Arthropoda; Insecta; Lepidoptera; Sphingidae. The record is from RefSeq and is a predicted model, not a curated record. Bases 1 to 564 code for a protein of 187 amino acids. The transcript has 4 exons.
AUGUCUUUUGCAUUUGGAACACCGUCUAGUGCUCCCGCGACUUCAAGUCUUACGGAAGGUUUCAGUUUUGGUGCCAAUAAGCAAGCAACGCCUGGCUUCGGUCUAACAGCCACAUCUCAACCAUCUACGGGACUGUUCGGAACUCCUGCGGCAUCAGCAGCCCCAACUUUUGGCACUCCCGCGUUUGCGUCCACGACGCCUGCGUUUGGGGCUACAUCUGUGGCGCCAGGUUUCGGCUCGACGACGACCCCCGCGUUUGGUUCGACCCCAGCGUUCGGCACCACACCUGGGUUCGGUGCUAGCUCGGUUCUACAGCAACAGGAGCAUUUGGUGCCACAUCAGCAGCACCAACCUUUGGUGCCACCACCUAGCCCCCAGGAUUUGGCACCCCUGUACUUGGAACAGGUGGUCUUAAUUUUGGAGCCGGCACGAACACAGGAACCCCUGCUACAGGAUUAUCCUUUGGUACGCCGGCAACAACAGCAAGCACUGGUCUCUGGAGGGGGGCAGUGGGGUUUGGGUUCGGAACAACCACAUCUCAAAGCACCGGGUUUGGUCUCUUAG